Messenger RNA from Echinops telfairi (small Madagascar hedgehog), 933 nucleotides. Its product is annotated as leukocyte surface antigen CD47-like. Lineage: Eukaryota; Metazoa; Chordata; Mammalia; Afrosoricida; Tenrecidae. Gene Ontology annotation, biological process: positive regulation of inflammatory response; positive regulation of phagocytosis; positive regulation of cell-cell adhesion. Gene Ontology annotation, molecular function: thrombospondin receptor activity. Gene Ontology annotation, cellular component: plasma membrane; extracellular exosome. The record is from RefSeq and is a predicted model, not a curated record.
AUGCACUGGAAGCUUAAUCCCUGUGUGGAGUCUGCAGAUUUGCGAUGGGCUCCAAUGUUGUCCGUAGCCUCUGCAAAUCAGGUGUUGGCAAUGGGAAACGGAGGUUCUGCUCAAAUAACAUUUAAUGAAACCAAAUUUGUAGAAAUAACCACUUGCAAUGAAACUGUUGUCCUUCCCUGUUUCCCUAAUAAUUUGGAACCGAAAAGCCUUGACGACCUGUAUGUAAAGUGGAAAUUUAAAGGAAAAGACGUCUUCGUCUAUGAGGGGCACAAAGACCAGGCUGUUGUAACAAGCAGUCAUUUCAGUAGUGCGCAAAUAACAAUAUCAGAACCCCUAAAAGGCGUCGCCUCGAAGAUGAAAAAGGGUGACGCUGCCGGGAACUACAUCUGCGAAGUAACAGAAUUAAGCAGAGAAGGGGAAACGAUCGUGGAGCUGAGAUACUGUGCCGUUUCCUGGUUUUCUCCAAAAGAAAAUAUUCUCAUCAUUAUUUUCCCAAUUUUGGCUAUUCUUCUGUCCUGGGGACAGUUUGGUAUUGUGACACUUAAAUAUACAUCCAAUCGUACGAACGCAGAAACCAUCCUUAUGUUUGUCACUGGCCUGAUCCUCACCAUAAUUGUUAUGGGCGGAGCCAUUCUCUUCGUCCCUGCAGGUGAAUAUUCAGUAAAGAAUGCUUCUGGUCUUGGUUUAAUUACAAUUCCGACAGUGGUAUUAAUAUUACUUCAGUACUGUGCUUUUAUGACAGCUUUUGGGAUGACCUUCUUUGCCGUCGCCAUAUUGAUUCUUCAGUUGGUAGACUUUGUACUGGCUGUGAUGGGACUCAGCCUCUGUAUCUCGGAAUGCACUCCAGUACAGGGUCCUCUUCUGAUUUCAGGUUUGGGUAUCGUAGCUCGAGCAGAAUUACUUGGACUAGUUUAUAUGAAAUGUGUGGAAUAA